Molecule: messenger RNA, 159 nt
Organism: Amoebophrya sp. A120
Lineage: Eukaryota; Dinophyceae; Syndiniales; Amoebophryaceae
Source: the annotation of a GenBank genome assembly
GAACAAGCAGCCGACUUUGAGUUUGAUUGGCCCCGAUGGCAAGCCGUUGCUGACAGAUUUGAAGAUGCCGGUACCCCUGCCACCAGCUACGCCUCAGGAAAGCACGAGUACUAUGGGAGCUCUUGGUGCUCAUUCGCAGAUACAACAAUUUCAUCCCCG